AUGCUGCUGCUUUCAGUGCCCACAAAUGUUGUUACCUUCAGUGCUACCAUCAGCACCUGCCAAAAAGCGACGCAGUGGGACCGUUCUCUACGCCUCUUGCUGCAAUGCCGACGACGGCACAGGUGCAAUGUCAUAACUUACAACGCUGCCUUGGCGGCCUGUGAAGAUGCUGCGGAGUGGCAGCAGGCGUUGCUCAUCCUCGGCUUUCUUCGUUCGGAUGCAGUCGACUGCGAUGCAACGACGAUGGAAACGACGAUGCGUGCAUGUGGACGAGCAGAACAGUGGGAGCGAGCUUUGGGCUUGCUGGCGGAGCUUCCUGCUCAAGACGUGCCAACGACCUUGUUCGCUGUGAAUGCAGCUCUUGGUGCUUGUGAGAAUGCGGCAGAGUGGCGCCAAGCUUUGCAUCUGUUUCAGCAGUUGCAGGUUGCGACUCUGCAGGGGGACACUUUCACCUACAGUGCCAUCAUCAGCGCUUGCGGACGAAGUUCUCAGUGGCAGAGGGCGCUUCCACUUUUGGGCUCGCUGCAGCAAGAACAUCUCCAGGCGGAUGUCGUAACUUUCAGCUCUGCCGUGGGUGCCUGUGCUUUGGGGGAGCAUUGGCAAGCGGCGGUUCAAGUGCUGGCAGAUGCACACGAACUUCACCUACGUGGCGAUGUUAUCACUUAUGCUUUCCUGAUAGCUGCCUGCGCUGCCGGGAAUGCCCCAUGGUACACAUCGCAAUUUCUUAACGACAUCAAAGAAUUGGCAUUCUUGCCGCUGCAACUCAAGUGCAAUGCAGAGAAAAGGCAAAA
Messenger RNA from Symbiodinium necroappetens, 791 nucleotides. The record is from the annotation of a GenBank genome assembly. Lineage: Eukaryota; Dinophyceae; Suessiales; Symbiodiniaceae.